AAUCAUGAUAGCUACAACAAUGACACUUUUUUUGUAAUAUGAUACAGCUUCUUUUUUUUUUUUUUUCCGGAGCGCGCGUGCGGUAGGAGGACCACACUUGUUUUUGACACAAUGUAAAUAAUGGCGCGUCACGUAACAACGUGAGUAUAUUCGAGGCGGGACGUAAACACAGAGCAGCAGAACAGAGCCAACCGUCCAGCGGAGCGGCGCAGGAAUCGAGCUCCGAGCUUUGUGCUUAUUUCAUUGCGACUAAUCGGCCCUUUAGGCUAUAAAAUAUUGCUUUCCGACUUCAGCUACAGUGUUAGCUAAGUUUGGAAGGGAGAAAGGGGAGAGACGCGGUGGCUUUUUUGUUGUUGUUUUAGUCGUUAUAUCCGACAGUAGGAAGCCGUAGUCGGGGGGUCGACCUGCUCUGCAACAACACAAAAGAGGAGACAGCGUAAAUAAAAAAAAUAAAAAAAGGAACAUUCACUUGGUUGCUUUUGCCAUUUGGACAGCUUUAAAAUGGAUAACUCUGCACCUAAGAAGACGUGCUGUGAGUCUGUCCGAGACUUCUUCACUUCAGCUAAAUUCCUUAUUUACAUGAGCCAUGCUCUGUCAACAUGGGGUGACCGAAUGUGGAACUUUGCUGUGGCUGUGUUCCUGGUGGAGCUGUACGGGAACAGCCUGCUGCUCACGGCCGUGUACGGGCUGGUGGUGGCCGGCUCCGUGCUGCUGCUGGGGGCCAUCAUUGGGGACUGGGUGGACAAGAAUCCCAGACUCAAAGUGGCCCAGACUUCGCUGCUCGUCCAGAACAGUUGCGUCAUCGUGUGUGGGAUCCUACUGAUGGUUGUGUUCCAGUUCAAAGAGCAGCUUGCUGAGCUUUACAAUGGAUGGAUUCUGACCACCUGCUACAUUCUGGUAAUCUCCAUCGCCAACGUUGCCAACCUUGCCAGUACGGCUACAUCCAUCACCAUCCAGAGGGACUGGGUGGUGGUGGUGGCAGGUCAGGACAGCAGCAAGUUGGCAGACAUGAAUGCCACGGUGCGGAUUAUCGACCAGCUGACCAACAUCCUGGCUCCCAUGCUGGUGGGCCAGAUAAUGGCCUUUGGCUCCCAUUUCAUUGGCUGCGGCUUCAUCUCUGGCUGGAACCUGUGCUCCAUGUGUCUGGAGUACGCGCUGCUGUGGAAAGUGUACCAGAAGACGCCGGCGUUGGCCUCCAAAGCCGGCCAGAAGGAGCAGCAACAGGAGCUCAGACAGCUGAGCUCGCCAAAAGACUCGGAGAGCGGCCAGAGUCCUGAGGAGUCGUCUCAGCCACUGAUGAAUGAAACCUCCGUAGUGGCCACGCCCGACUCCCCAAAGCAGCACGGCUGCUGCUACCAGAUGGCCGAACCGCUGCGCACCUUGAAGGCCGGCUGGGUGGCCUACUACAACCAGAACAUUUUCCUCGCCGGUAUGUCCCUGGCUUUCCUCUACAUGACGGUGUUGGGCUUCGACUGCAUCACCACGGGCUACGCCUACACGCAGGGCCUCAACGGCUCGGUGCUGAGCCUGCUGAUGGGGGCCUCGGCGGUGUCGGGCAUCUGCGGCACCGUCGCCUUCACCUGGGUCCGCAAGAAGUGCGGCCUGAUCCGCACGGGCUUCAUUUCGGGCACGGCCCAGCUGUCCUGCCUCAUACUGUGCGUUGCCUCCGUCUUUGCUCCCGGGAGCCCCUUCGACCUCAGCGUCUCGCCCUUCCAGGACAUUUACACACACCUGAUCGGAGAGAAGGCGCUGCCCGAGGCCGACUACAGCCUCACCGGCUUUCUCGGCGGUGGAAACGCCACUACUGCUGCACCGGCUGAAGAGCUGCCGCCCUUGCAGUCCUACAUGUCUGUUAGUCUGCUGUUUGCUGGCGUAAUUGCUGCUAGAGUUGGCCUGUGGUCUUUCGACCUGACGGUGACCCAGCUCAUCCAGGAGAAUGUGAUGGAGUCGGAGCGAGGCGUGAUCAACGGCGUCCAGAACUCCAUGAAUUACCUCUUGGACCUGGUGCACUUCAUCAUGGUGAUUCUGGCUCCGAACCCGGAGGCCUUCGGCCUGCUGGUCAUCAUCUCCGUGUCCUUCGUGGCCAUGGGCCACAUCAUGUACUUUGGAUUUGCCUUCAAGAGCCUGGGCAGUCGCCUCUUCCUCUGCUGCUCUCCGGAUCAGAAGGCGGAGGCGGUAGACGGCCUCUCACUUCCCACCACCGUCUGACCCCGUUAAAGAGACUCCGUCCUCGGUACAUACUUCUCAAGCCUUACCCGACCCUUGCAUCUUAUCUUAACUAACAUCUUUGCUUUGUAGCUGGCAGAAUGCUAAUGCUAACCACAGAGAGGUAACGUAACAUGCUAUGCAUCCUGUAGCCAUGAAUACGCAGCAUUAAUCAUGAGUAGAAGGAGGUGAGUAGAAAGCUUGGGAGUCAAAGAAAACUAAUCCACAGUAAAGCUGUAGAUAAGGCAGGGUUCCUCUAACCUUUUAUCUUUUCAUCUGCGGGGUUCACGCUCUUUGAAACACACAUGCACUGUCAAACAAGGAUCCGUCACUUCCGGGCUUUCGGACCCCAACGUGGGGUCCUGUUAAAGAAAUCAGGGCAAUAAGGCACCGUCAGAUAUUCUCCUCCUGACAGCCUGUAUCUAGCUGUAGAGUUUAAGAGUUUCAGUAAAGGUGCUUCAGCUAACUAAAGCGCAGGACGAGGGAGAAACCUUGUCAGGGAGGAGGCACGGGGGGCACCAGCUGUCUAAGACCCCCAAAAAAAGAGCGAACGUGCCCCCUUUUCUGACGCUUGCCUCUCAGUGACUUCAUUGGUGCUGUAGUUGUGUCUGCCGAUCAGCUGUUCUCUGAUCGGCAAAGCUUACAUAUACAAGUAGGAUGAGCCGGUUGUGGAUGUCUUCCUCGAGGGUGGUGGUGGUGGUGUGGGGGGGUGCUCUUUAUUUAACCAAAACACAAAACUGGGUCUAGCCUCUUUAAUACAUAGUUAUAAGGAUUAUGCAGUUCACUAUAUGCAUUCAGGAAGUGCAGUGGUUUUUAUAAUAAUUGUAUCAUCAGUAUUGUGUUGCACACUUGCCGGUUGAUCCAUAAGAAAAGACACAUAGAAACACUAUGCAGCCGUGUCGAUAUCUCUCUCAGUUACCAAAGUCAAAGUCCACGUGUGGCGUUAAAAGGAAGCGAGGGAAACCACAUAUCCGUCUGAAGCAUUCCAAAUCUGUAUUUUUACAUCACGGUAGUAUACCUGGAUCUGUCCAACCCACUCUGCGAUUGUACUUCUUUAGUUUUUCUGAUAGUUUACAUUAUUGUGUCAUUUUUGUCACCUUUUUGAUUAGAUGUCCUCUUUUUUUUCUCUUCUUUCUUUUCAAUCAUGAUUGUUGUUACACUGGCACUUUAAGUGAUUGGCGUCUGUCGUACGCCUGACACAUCAGGCAUUUGAUCAAUAUUUCUGCACAAGCAAGUCCUGACUCUCCCGUAAACCUUCUGCGCGACCUCUUUUUGAAUCACUUAUACUUUCUUUGUCCUCUGUUCAGAUAUUGUGUGGGCAUUGUGAUUUUUAAUAAAAAAAGGCACAUGAUGCAACAAAAACGGAACCAGUCCCAACAGACUCUGGGUCAGUUUUAGUUGUUAUUGCUGUAAGCUUCACCAGAGGUGGACACGUUCUACUUAAGUCAAAGUUCUGACUUUUUUUUUCUUUACAUUUCUAGUCUAGACAAUGUAUUUCAAUAGCAUCUCAUAGAAGUUUGUGACUUUUUUUUUUUUUUUUUUGCAUGCUUCUAUUCCUGUGAAGUGAUUUUGUAAGUAAAAUAUGAAAGUCGUAGACAUUAGGAAAGUAGCUUUAUUUAAAGUGAGGCUACUGUAUAUAACAGAACAGCAGCCACCGUGGAUACAUGUGACAAUUAUUAAUAAAUGCUAAAAAAUAGUGUAACAUUAGCCACCGUCAAAAGUUGACGUGGCUCCACCGAGACGGUUACCAGCAGCGCCCCGCCCAUGAAAAGUCUAGCCAUGGCUUUGGUAAAGCCUGGGGGGGGGGGGGGCAAAUGUUUAGGUUGGAACCAGAGGUAGCCACACCAGAUGUAGGAGAACAGAAGAACACUUUUUAGCUGCACGUGCUGAGUCAGGAUAUCUGCAGGUGUGCCGUGAGGUGCCGACUCGCUGGCAAGUGGAGCUUCAUUUCCAUGUUCCAGCCGCGUGUUAGUGUAACCUCAAACUCAGUUCUGGGCACGGGAACAAAACCAGCUCUUACAAUGCUUGGUCUGCUGAUUCAGGGAAAUCUUGCAUGGCCAUAACUCUAUAUUUCUAAUGUAAAUAACAGCGGUCAGUCAAUAGAAACUUACUUAAAUACACAAUUGGAAACUGCUAAAACAAAAUAAUAUAAAUAUUGUGUGUGUUGUUGUUGUGCUGUUGGUCUGGAAAUGCUGACUUCUUCCUUUUUUAACAUGUUUUUAUACACCUAGUGUUAAGGUGUGUUAAAUUGCCUUUGUUUCCUAAGAUUUUGGAAAUUUGUGUACAAAGCAAUUACUUCAUUUAAUUUCUGUAUCGUACUGCCUUAAUCUGACAAUAUAUAUUCCUCUCUGUAUAUAUAUAUAAAUAUACCAGUGUUAUUGUAGUCCAAUAGACAAAAGCAUUAAAUCAUAAAGAAAUCAUUUAUAUGUAAUAAUUGCACUCCACUGAAUUGGUACUCCUUGUAUUGCAUGAGGUCUCCUAAAUAAAGAAAACAUUCAUAAUU
Anarrhichthys ocellatus (wolf-eel) is the source of this 4708-nucleotide messenger RNA. It is a transcript of the gene slc40a1, whose product is annotated as solute carrier family 40 member 1. The record is from RefSeq and is a predicted model, not a curated record. Bases 502 to 2208 code for a protein of 568 amino acids. Gene Ontology annotation, molecular function: peptide hormone binding; iron ion transmembrane transporter activity. Lineage: Eukaryota; Metazoa; Chordata; Actinopteri; Perciformes; Anarhichadidae. The transcript has 8 exons. Gene Ontology annotation, cellular component: basolateral plasma membrane. Gene Ontology annotation, biological process: iron ion transmembrane transport.